AUGAAGGACAUACCAGCGGAUGAUGACGUGCAAUUGGCCGCCCUUGGGCAUAGACCCGAGCUGAAGCGGAAUUUUUCAAUGCUGUCAAUGUUAGGGCUUGCUUUUGCCAUUCUGAAUUCAUGGACAGCUCUAUCAUCCAGUCUAAACCUUAGUCUUGGGUCUGGCGGCUGUGCCAGUGUUGUAUGGGGCCUGGUUACGGCCGGUAUUUGCAAUGUUUCCAUUGCCGCGUCGCUUGCAGAAUUCCUCUCUGCUUAUCCUACCGCUGGCGGACAGUAUCAUUGGGUUGCAGUUUCAUGGCACAGAUGGAUGCCAGCCCUAUCAUGGAUUACAGGCUGGGCGAAUGUCUCUGGCUGGCUGGCUUUAACAGCUACUGGUGGGCUGCUAGGAAGCACUCUCAUUAUGGGCAUUGUUUCUCUGGUUUACCCGUUAUUUGAGUUCCAAAAAUGGCACCAGUUUCUUCUAUACAUCGGAAUUAACGUUAUUGCGUUCGUCAUCAAUGCCUUUAUGGGAUCCAUCCUCCCGCAUGUCACCAAAGGUGCCUUCAUCUGGUCUCUCAGUGGGUUCGUUAUAAUCUCUAUCACGGUUCUCUCAUGCGCAUCGCCAAACUACCAUACUGGAGAAUUCGUAUUUUCCGAGUUCAUCAACCAAACAGGCUGGCCUGAUGGUAUUGCUUGGCUUCUUGGGCUGCUGCAAGGUGGUCUCGGUCUCACUGGAUUUGAUGGUGUUGCCCACAUGAUUGAAGAAAUCCCAAACCCCUCCGUGGUCGGACCUAGGAUCAUGAUCGGAUGCGUUUUCAUCGGUAUUUUCACCGGGUUGAUCUUCCUGAUCGUCUUGCUUUUCGUUGCAGGAGACAUCAAUCAGGUCAUUGAGUCUGCCGCAACACCUCUCCUGCAGAUAUUCUAUGAUGCGACGAAAAGCAACGCAGGAUCGAUCUGUCUUCUUAUGUUUCCACUCGUUUGCCUUGUCUUUGCGGCCACCGCCAUUAUGGCUACAAGCAGCCGUAUGAACUAUGCAUUUGCGAGAGACGGCGGGCUGCCUGCCUCACCUUUCUUCAGCAAAGUCCACACAAAACUUGGCGUCCCUCUUAAUGGCCUGUUUCUGACAUUCUUCUGUGUCGUCAUAUUCGGAUGCAUUUUUCUUGGCUCCUCAAGUGCAUUCAACGCCAUUAUUUCUUCAUCAGUUGUCAUGCUUGAUAUUUCAUAUGGCCUCCCGAUUGCAGUAAACUGCGUCCGUGGCAGACAGAUGCUCCCUGAAAGAGCAUUCGUUCUACCGCACACUCUCGGCUGGAUCGUGAACAUGAUUGCCCUUGCAUAUAUAGCGCUGACUACUGUGCUUUUCAUGUUCCCUCCGGAGUUGCCGGUGACGGGCAGCAGUAUGAACUACUGUGUUGCUGCAUUUGGAAUCAUCGUGAUUGUAUCAACCAUCCAAUGGAUCGUUGAUGGCCGAAAGAACUUUACUGGGCCACGCGUGGAUACAGAAGUAUUGGCCGCGGUGGGCGGUGCCCCAAGUAUUGACGAAGGUACUACUGAACAUCGGGAGGAUAAAUAA
Messenger RNA from Aspergillus versicolor CBS 583.65, 1548 nucleotides. RefSeq names its product GABA permease GabA. The transcript has 17 exons. The record is from RefSeq and is a predicted model, not a curated record. Gene Ontology annotation, molecular function: transmembrane transporter activity. Gene Ontology annotation, biological process: amino acid transport; transmembrane transport. The coding region runs from base 1 to 1548 and encodes 515 amino acids. Lineage: Eukaryota; Fungi; Ascomycota; Eurotiomycetes; Eurotiales; Aspergillaceae. Gene Ontology annotation, cellular component: membrane.